AUGACCUGGGAUCUUACCCUUAUUAGAAACUGUUUCCCGCCCUACAUUGUCCAGGAAAUCACCUCCAUUCCCCUUCCCCUUCAACCCUCUAGUGAUACUUUAAUAUGGGAGCCCACAAAAUCUGGUGUUUACUCUGUUGAUUCUGGCUACCAUAUUAGUCUCUCUUCUACCUCCCCUCAUGAUAUCCCUUCCUCAUCUUCCCCUUCAUCUUGGUGGAAAAACCUCUGGCAUCUUAAUAUCCCGCCUAAGAUAAAGCAUUUCGCUUUUCGUGCCUCUAACUCAACCCUCCCAACCCUUAGAAAUUUGGCUUCUAGGAAAAGAAUUCAAUCCUCAACUUGUGAUCGAUGCGGAACCCACGUUGAAUCUGUUUCUCAUGCUCUAUUCUUCUGCAAGAGUGUUCGAAGAGUCUGGAAAUGUACAUUUUUUUAUGAAUAUAUUUCCUCUUCUCCCCCUACUGCCACUUUUCAUGACAUUGCUUAUUAUAUUUAUGCUGCUUUAACCAAGGAAGAUGUAGAAUGCUUUCUUUGUGUUGCCUGGUUUAUUUGGCAUAACAGGAACAGGGCUAUCAGAGGACAAUCACAGGACCCGACCCACGCAGUAGUGAACCUAGCGCAGAGCUUCCUGGCGGACUACAAAUCAUCAGUAUCAGCUCAAAAACCUCCAGAUUUUGCGAAUAGGGCCCCCUCGAUCUCAUCCUGGAGACCUCCUGAUCCUGAUUGCUUAAAGCUGAAUGUGGAUGCCGCAGUCACUAAAGGUUCUUUAAAAGCUGGUUUUGGUGGAGUCAUUCGAAACAGCGAUGGUUUCGUGGUUGCUGCUGUCGCGUUCCCUUAUGUUAGAGGAGGGGAUGUUACUACUAUGGAAGCCAAAUCCCUCCUUCUCUCGUUGCAAUGGUGUAUUGAAGAAUGUUUUCAUAUUAAUUGCAUGGAAACAGAUUGUAAAGCUAUCUCGGAUGCUCUUGAGCAUCCCAAAAGAGAUCUUUCUUGCUUUGGUGAUAUAAUUAAUCAAAUUCGGGCAGCUUUGUCUCUCCUCCCCGGUGCCUAUGUCUCACACGUCAAUCGGACAGCAAAUACUUUCGCUCAUAAGUUGGCAUCUUGGGCUACAGGGUUAGAUGAAGUAGCAAUUUGA
This is a messenger RNA of Cannabis sativa, 1125 nucleotides long. RefSeq lists its product as uncharacterized. The transcript has a single exon. The record is from RefSeq and is a predicted model, not a curated record. NCBI's taxonomy places the organism in Eukaryota, Viridiplantae, Streptophyta, Magnoliopsida, Rosales, Cannabaceae. Gene Ontology annotation, molecular function: RNA-DNA hybrid ribonuclease activity; nucleic acid binding. The coding region runs from base 1 to 1125 and encodes 374 amino acids.